Molecule: messenger RNA, 1988 nt
Organism: Hydractinia symbiolongicarpus
Lineage: Eukaryota; Metazoa; Cnidaria; Hydrozoa; Anthoathecata; Hydractiniidae
Product: blastula protease 10-like
Exons: 5
Coding region: 496-1875 (459 amino acids)
Biological process (GO): proteolysis
Molecular function (GO): metalloendopeptidase activity; zinc ion binding
Source: RefSeq, a predicted model, not a curated record
UUUUGACUCAUGUUUAAAAUAAUGCUAAAAGACUUUAUAUUAAUUUCGAAACAAUGGAAAACGUAUUUCGAAAUAUUUCUGAAAUAAAAAUUUCAGACAGUUUCGAAAUAAAAAUUUCAAAUGUAUCUCUGCCUUUAGAGAUAUGUAAAUUGUAUUGUAUUUGUAACGAAAACACAGAGAAAGUACUGAAAUUUUAAAAAAUGUCGUAAAGCGGAACCGAAAGUGCAACAGGUUGGUUGUAAUGCUAUUGAAGCAAAUAGAAGAACAAUAAACUACUUUUGAGAAAGAUAUGCAAAUUGUUUUGUAUUUGUAAUUGAAACACAGAAGAAGUAGUUCAUCAGCUGGCUUUGUUUUGACGCAAAACGUAAUUUAAUCUUUUAAUAAUCUUUUUCCCUAUUAUUACAAAUAAUAUUAUUUUACAUAAAAUAAUUGGAUAUAUAUUUCAUAUAUAUAAUCAAAAAAAGGUCCAUUUCAGGAAAUAAUACUAAUUCCAAGAUGAAAUCAAAUGUUGGUACUCUCGGCUUUUUAAUUAUUUUCCUGGUUAUGUGGCUACGUGUACCAAUUGUGGAUACAAAACCAGAUGAAUAUUUAAGUUCGAACGGUUCGCCAGAUUCUGCUCAAAACGGUGAUAGAGUGGUUGUUGCUGAUGAUGGAGCUGAAAAUAGCGCUGAAAAUAGCGCUAAACAUGGCGCUGAUCAUGGCAUUGAUGAUGGCGCUGAUCAUGGCGCCGAAGAGGAUGAUGACGCUGAAGAGGAUGAUGACGCUGAAGAGGAUGAUGACGAAGAUGAAAACGAAGACGACGAAGUUGAAAGCAAUUAUGUACCAUCUCCAGAAAUGAAUCUUGGUCAUGAUAAAGGCUUGUUUAAUGGUGAUAUUCGGUUAACUUCAGAACAGAAAAAAAGGAUCAUGAAUCGCAAUCAGAAGAGGGCCGCAAGAAAAACAGGCUUAUGGACACAAAACACUAUCUGCUACAAAAUUGACCAAAAGAAAUUGCCCAAAGACAUGAGAAGAUCCAUAAAAAGGGCAAUAAACAAAUUCCAACAGGCAUUGAAAAACUGUGUAGAAUUUAUUAACUUGAGAAAUAAUAAAACAUUGGAACAAAGAAUUAGUAGGGAAAAGUAUCAUGGUGAACCCGUCCCUCACAUCUUCUUCACAAGAAAUCAUAUAAAUGACACCGGGUGUUGGUCUUACGCUGGAAGAGUUGAGAGUACCGGUAAAGUUCCCGGUCAACAAAUUCUACAUGCUGGCAACGGUUGCGAAGAUAGUAUGUUACAUGAGAUCGCUCAUGCUGUUGGAUUUUGGCAUGAGCAGAGCAGACCAGAUCGCGACAAAUAUGUGAGAGUCAUGGUAGGAAACAUAAAGGACGAAUACAAAGGACAAUUCAAUAAAUCAUCUGACGAAGCCGUUGACAGCAUGGGUUAUGCUUAUGACUUUCAGUCAAUUACACAUUAUGGCAAGUAUUUUUUUUCGAAAAAUGGGAAGAAAACAUUAAAGGCAAGAAGGAAAUAUCGUAAGUUCGCGAAAGAAAUGGGACAAAGAUCUUAUCUGAGCUUACUAGACCAUGCUCAAAUGAGAGGCAUGUACAAAUGUAACAAGAUUCCAAGUCUGGAAAGCAAAAAAGUGUGUGUUAGCAAGAAAACUAAAGGCCGUGAUUACAGAGGAAAGUUAGACUACACAGAACAUGGAGUUAUGUGCCAAUCUUGGAACCAUCAAUAUCCACACUCCCAUAAUUAUACUUGCAAAAAGAAAAGAGAAGGUCUUGGAAGACACAACUAUUGUCGCAACCCUUUUGGUCAGAAAGAACGGCCAUGGUGUUUUACGACAUUAACUGGUACUGUAUGGCAGUACUGCGAUUUAAAGCUUUGCGACGAUUAACAAUCCGUAUACCGGAAGAAAAGUUGUGAAAACUGUUUAUUUUUACUUGCUAGUAAUAAUUUACCGAAAUAUUAUUUUAUUUUAUUUUAUAUUAUGUAGGAUUAUGCAUGAAU